Messenger RNA from Lepisosteus oculatus (spotted gar), 2324 nucleotides. RefSeq names its product Kruppel like factor 17 (gene klf17). NCBI's taxonomy places the organism in Eukaryota, Metazoa, Chordata, Actinopteri, Semionotiformes, Lepisosteidae. The record is from RefSeq and is a predicted model, not a curated record. Gene Ontology annotation, molecular function: DNA-binding transcription factor activity, RNA polymerase II-specific; RNA polymerase II cis-regulatory region sequence-specific DNA binding. Gene Ontology annotation, biological process: regulation of transcription by RNA polymerase II.
AGAGUUUGGUGUGUGGCGCUUUGCUCAAGAGUUCGGCAUUGCUGGGAAGGUGGAAAAAAAAUCAUUUGACUUUAUCAAACGGAGGGGAGUUUAGCCUGCAGUCGACCAAUAUCUCCCCAUGGCUCUGGCGGAUGCCAUGCUACCGUCGAUUGCUACUUUUGCAAAUCAUCGAAGUCUGGAGGAAAGACAGUCUGAAAUAGUACAUCGAUGGAAAGUCGAUGAAAAUGAAUCCUGUGGCACCGGUAACGAGGUCAGACCCCAUAUCGCUGUCGAGUACAGCGUUGUCGAGUCCCCACCGAUGAACAAGGAAGAAGACGACCUGGCCAGAUUCUUGGAUUUGGAGUUUAUACUGUCCAAUACCAUCAGUUCCGAAACCGGGAGCAGCUCCGUCAACACCUCGGGAUAUCCGCUGCCGGAGACACCGGAGAGCUGCAGCACAGUGUACGACAGCGACGGUUCGCACCCCACGCCCAGCAGCUACGGCACCGGCCGCUUUUCUGAGAGCCCGAACCGAAGCCUGAUGGCUGAGCUCUUAACCCCAGAGCUGAAUUACCAAGGGCCUUGCGAAAUACAACAGGACUACUGCAUGAAGCCCGCCCUGGAGAGAAGGGAGUACACUGAGCUGAGAACGCCCAGCCUGGGGAAUCCUAUCCACCUACCUGUGGACAACGUGCACCACAUGGGACAUAAAAUUAAAACCGAGAGCCUCGAGCAGUCGUGUAUGAUGGCAGCUGACUGUAUGGGCCCGAUGUAUGACCACAAACCCGCUCUGCGCGCCCCGCACCCCCACCACCAGGCUGCGCUCCAGGGAUUCGUGCAGCACAGGACACCUCACAGCGCGCCCCGAGAGGAGAUUGGGCGAAAGGACUGCCACAUCCCCGAGAUGCAUUCACACCACCACCCCCACAUGGCCCACCAGCAGCAGUUCAUGGGCCACUCCUCUUACCCACCCCAGUACGUCCCGCACCAAGGCGCGCCGCAGUUUCACGGACAGUACAGCGUGUUCAGGGAGCCCAUGCGGGUUCACCACCCCGGCGUGUAUGGCACCAUGUUGACCCCGCCGUCCUCGCCUCUCCUGGAUUUCUUCGCGCCCGUGGGCGCUCCCGAAGACUGCAAGCCCAAGCGAGGCCGCAGGUCCUGGGCGAGGAAGCGCACGGCGACUCACAGCUGCGAGUACCCGGGCUGUGGCAAAACCUACACCAAAAGCUCUCACCUGAAAGCUCACAUGAGAACGCAUACAGGUGAAAAACCGUAUCACUGCAACUGGGAUGGUUGUGGGUGGAAAUUCGCAAGAUCCGACGAGCUGACUCGCCAUUACAGGAAACAUACCGGACACAGGCCGUUUCAGUGCCACCUGUGCGAGAGAGCGUUCUCCCGGUCUGAUCAUCUGGCGCUGCACAUGAAGCGACACAUGUAAAACAAAAAAAGACAGAUCUUGAACUUUCACCGAAAUCCUUGUUUAACUGAGAUAAAGGAAAUGUAUUUAUGGAAGCUAUUUGAGUAGGAACCAUUCUUUAACUUGUAUAUAAAUAAAUUCGUCGCUAAAUUAACACAGUAUUUAAGGGGGGACAAGACCUGUUAAGCUUUUGCGAGGAGUCUUCCAGUAUAAAUUAUUUAAAACAAUUUAUGAAGACAUAAAAAUAGAGAAAAUACAGUGGUCACUCUAAGGCAGUUUUCACAUAACAGGGCGGGACCCCGUUGUAUAGUUUUGUAUAUAGACUUGCAAGUCAUUUUACUGUUUAUAUUUUAUUUCCCGGCUGUUUCAGCCGCCUGCUUUGCUUCGUGUCAGGGAACAGGAAGGAAGACGCGAUGGCUUUGUAAUAAUUCUUAAGACUGGGGAUUUGCCUUUGAAAGCUAAAAUGUGUUGCCUGCCGGGUCUCUACAGUUCUGUAUAUUGCAUUUUAUUAAAUAUUUGCUUGUAUUUCAACUGCCUGUUUUUUGUUUGAUGUUGAAGGUUUUCAGUCUUUUAAGGACUGCCAAAUCAGGUACUGUCAGACUGCCUUUUAAUGAAGUCGUAAACUUUAAAAGUAUGCUAGAUAAACUGUACCAUUACUAUACUUGAAAUCAUUCUAGCAAAUGCUAUUAACCACCUGUUAACUGGUCUUGCAUAGUUCUCAAAAAGUAACUUUCAAUUUGUAGAUACCAAACAAACGUAAUGACUCACUUUAAAAGUGCAAUAUGUGUUGUGUAUAUUUUCAUGUAUUUACUGACUUGAUGCUUUUUUGUAUAGCAGAUAAAAAAUAUCCAAAGAAGUGAAAUGUUUUGCAAAGAGAGGUAUAUGUUAAAGUGUUUUAUGGAAAAAUAAAACUGAAAUCCUAAAAAUA